AUGCGCCCAAUAGACCCGAUAGACCCCGACGCCGACCGCGCCAGCGUCAACAGCGCCGACAGCGCGACUCACGCAGGCGUACAACAGGCACUUCUCCGGCGCGCCUCCACUUCCUCCACUUCCUCGAUCAGCUCCGACGCGAGUCUGACCACCGCCGAGUCUCACCCCGCAUCAUUCCAGACCGCUAGUAUCGGGCACGGCAUCCCGCUCGACACUCCCAUCGUCUCCGCCAACGCUCCCAACCCCUACGACGCUUAUGCGAGUCGCGAAGAGCUCGCCCCAGAGCCGGAAGGGGACGCCGAGAUUCUCUCGACCCCGCGGCCAGGCUACUCCAACUUAACCCCGACGCUGCGAAAUGCUGCGCAGCUUCCAUCUCCGGUCGCUGUUCCGGAAAGCGAUAGGCUGUACCCGGGAGACGCGGACGCUGCCGCCUUUGCGGCGUAUGCGGCCACGACAGGACGACCAUUGACGAGAUCCAUUACGCUCGAGGAAGCCGAGCGGGCAACGAGAACACUGGAACAGGAGAAGGACGCCUUUGCGUCUACGGAAGGAAGUGCGUUCUCCUCUUCGGGACACUCGAGCCAUGCGCCGCAUGCGUCGGUCAGCUCCUCGCACGCGCCGCAUCCCCCGCCAACCCAGAGCCAGAAGGCGCGUGCGCCUGUCCAGGCUCUCUUUGCUGAACCUUCCUCCUCCUCUGCCCCUCACUACAGCGAACCGACGAACUACGGAACGACGAACGGAGAGCCAAGCAGCGGACCAGCAUUUACGGCAGCGCAUCCCUACACCCACCCCCUUUACGACGAGAGCCAGGCGACGAUCGCGAAUGCCGUGAACAUGGACGACAACCCGUACGGAUCCCGUACAGGGCUGGCCGGUACGCCGAUCAGCAUGGGCUUAUCCAACGGCUCGACGAACUUUGGCUCGACGAACGGUUAUCCCUCAGCGUACGGCACGACGUACGGCAACUCGACACGAACAUUCCAAGCGACGGAAGAGGAGAAAGCAGCCCUCGCGGAGGAGGAGAAGGACGUGCUCGUCGACAGGAUGGAUGUGGAGGAUCCGGGGCCGGGGCCGGGAUUCGACAGUGCUCUGCUCAACCUCCCCCCGCCGCCGCCGUUUGAUCUCCGCGUCGAAGGGUUGACGGUCGGAGUUCCGGUGGUCAGGUUUGAGAGACUCAUGAAUCUCAUGCAGGGCGACAUUCUAGGCGCGCUUAAGAAGCCCGUCCCGAAGGAGAACCGGAAGACAGAGAUUCUGACAGAUGUGUCCUGCGACUGCUCAAGUGGGGAGGUGUUAGCGAUCCUAGGUGGGAGUGGAAGCGGCAAGACAACGCUGCUGAACGCGGUCGCGCACCGCCUGAACGAUCUGCCCGUCAAGGAUGGCGGUGUGGCUUAUGUCGACAGUGCCGGCGAAGCUCUAUCACACAAGCAGGCAAAGCGCCGUAUUGGAUUCGUACGACAGCAGGACUAUCUCGUCGAGUGCCUAACCGUACGCGAGACGUUGACGUACGCUGCGCGCCUCCGUCUGCCCGCAGCCCUGUCCAAGGAGGCGAUCAAGCUCAUCGUCGAGCAGACGUUGGACGAGUUGGGCCUGCGCGAUGCGGCGGACACAGUGGUGGGCGGACCGCUCAGGAAGGGUAUUUCGGGCGGCGAGAAGAGGCGUCUGUCCAUUGGAUGCGUGCUCGUCACACUGCCGUCGGUGCUGAUUCUGGACGAGCCGACCUCUGGUCUCGACGCCUUCACCUCCUAUCUCCUUCUGCAGACGCUGUCGAAUCUGGCGCGGAGAGGGCGAACCGUUAUCCUCUCCAUCCACGCGCCACGAUCAGAUGCGUUCAACCUCUUUGACCGCAUCACGCUCCUGUCCAAGGGAAGAGUCGUGUACUCGGGCCUUCGUGACAAGUGCCUGCAGUGGUUUGAGGGACAGGGGUAUGAGCUCGAGCAGGGCGUGAACCCGCUAGCAGUGGGACGGCGCGGUCUGACCAGCUCGAGCGGCGUGGCGAGCUCGCGCUUCUCGUCGGGCUUCUGGUCCUCCUCCGGUUUCCUCGACAAGAUCGAGGAGAAAAUGCACAAGCGGGCGUCGAAGCGUGCCUCGGUGCUCGCGCACAAGGGCCCACCACCCGGUCGCAACCCCGCGACACACGCCGAGCUGACGCGUGUCUCGUCCAAUGUCGUGGACCAAAAACGCCCCGGUUUCUGGGGUCAGACCCGCGUCUUGACAGCCCGCGCCCACAGAAACGUGUACCGCAACGUACCGCAGCUGAUCGGUCUUGCGCUCCAGGGCAUCAUCUUAGGUGUCAUCGUGGGUGUGACGUACGUCAAUCUGCCCGAGACGCCGACGGGUAUCCAGUCGCUGAAGAAUGUGUCGUUCCAGCUCGUGCCCAGUGUGUUCUACCUGCAGCAGGUGUUCUGGAUCUACAAGUUCUGCAAGGACCUCGUCAUCUUCGAUCGUGAGCGCGAGGACAACUUGUACUCCGUCGUGCCGUACGUGCUCUCCGACUGGAUCUCCUUCCUCCUCCCUGCCAUCUUCGGGCCGACCGUGUACAUCAUCUUGGUGUACUUCAUUGCACAGUUCCGCAUGGACGACAUCGCCGCGCGGCUAUUCACCAUCAUCGCGUCGACUAUCCUGGUGCAGUGCACGACGCAGGGCCUGGCGCUGUUUUCGUCCGCGGUCACCCGGAGCUUCGCCCAGGCAUCCCUCAUCGGCAAUGCAAUCAACAUCUUCCAGAUCUUAUCUGCCGGAUUCAUGAUCGUAAACCCGCCUAACUACGCCGAGUGGAUCCGCUGGCUCUCGCCGUACUUCUACUCGUUCCGCAUCGUCGCAACGACGGUAUUCAAGGACCGCACGUUCGAGUGCGCGAACUGGUCCACGGGCGGUGGCGGCGCAAACCUUGAGCAGUGUCACGGCAACAAUGUCCUGCGGGGCUUCAACUUUGACCUGAAUAUCAACAUUGGCGCAUGGUUUGGCGGACUCGCCGCCUUCGCCAUCUUCGAGUAUGCGCUGUCCUGCGUCAUUCUGUCCGUGUAUCAUGCGGGCGGGGUGCGGCAUGCGCGAGAGAUUGACAGUCACGAUCGCGGAAAGAGCGCAGAGGUCAACCAGAGUCAUAUCCAGCGCUCCCGCAUCGAUGUCGAGGUCCGCAACCUGAGUCUGUCUUGGGACAGGCGGAAGCCGGCCAAGCCCGCCUCAAAGGUGAUUCUCGACGAUGUCUCGGCUGUCUUCCCGGCGGGUCAAGUCAGUGCCAUCCUUGGCCCCAGUGGCGCAGGCAAGUCGACCCUCCUCCAACUUCUAGCAAGCCGGAAACUGAAGGCUGGAGCCAUGGCGGGUUUCUACAGACAAGGCGACAUCCUCUUCGCUGGCGCUGCCGUUAAUCACCUGACGCAGAGCAAUGUCGCCUUCGUCGAGCAGGAGGACGAUUGGCAUCUUCCCUCGCUUACUGUAAGAGAGACGUUGAGGUACGCCGCCAUUCUUCGCUUACCAGCGGAUAUGCCGAGGAAGCAGAAGAUUGCGCGCGCAGAGACGGUGCUUCGCAUGUUGGGUCUCAAGGACUGCGCGGACUUGCCCGUUGGUGGCGCGCUGGUUAAGGGUAUCAGUGGUGGUGAGAAGCGCCGUCUGUCUCUCGCGGUACAGAUGAUCAACGACCCUGCCGUCCUGCUCGUCGACGAGCCGACAUCCGGUCUCGACUCGUCUAUCGCCCUUUCAGUGAUGCAAGUGCUGAAGGACAUUGCAUCCACCGGCCGCACAGUCAUCGCGACGAUCCACCAGCCGCGCUCCGACAUUUGGAAGCUCGCCGACAACGUGACUCUGCUCGCCAAGGGCGGCGUGGUCGCGUACAGCGGCAAGCGAGCCGAUGCCGUCCCUUACUUCACGAGCAUCGGGUGGCCGAUGCCGUCCGAGUUCUUCAACCCCGCCGACCAUUUGCUCGAUCUCGUUUCUGUCGAUCCCCGGUCAGCAACGCACGACGCGAGCAGUGCGCGAGUCCGGCGCCUGAUCUGUUCUUGGCGCUCCUCGGGUCAUAACAGUAAGGAGGUCGGAAACGAGCCCUCCGAGGCACAAGGCGAGGUCAAAUCCGGCAGCAGUACGACGCCAAUGCGCAUCGCGCUCCCUGUCACGCUGUCGAGACACUUCAAGAACCUGAUCCGCCAGCCUGAUGUCUUCCUGUCACGGUUACUGCAGGCCCCCUUCGUCGCGGCCCUGUUCAUCUUGUUCUACCAACGCUUGACGCACGGGCCCGAGGGCGCGCAGGACCGCAUCGGAAUCACGAUCCAGAGCACGGCGGCGCUCGUCUUCGUCGGCCUGCUCACUAGCAUGAGCGUGUAUCCCGCUGAACGCAACUUGUACCUGCACGAGUACAGGAGUUCGGCGCGGUACUCCCCCGCGACGUUCAUUGCCAUGUACACGCUCGUCGAGGUGCCCACGGAGGUGUUUGCGUGUCUCGGAUAUGCUGCUAUCAUGAACGUUGCCGUUGGCAUGCAGACCAGCGUGCGCAUCUACUUUGAGUACUUUGCGUGUAUCUGGGCGCUCGUGAAUCUGGGCGAGUCUCUCAGUAUCAUUGUCGCGAGCUGGGUUAACAGCGAGGGUCUGACGGUGACUAUUCUCUCGACGUUUGUCUCCUUCCUGUCGCAGAUCUCCGGCGUCGUGUCGCUGAACGUGCCGAAGUGGCUCGCUGCCAUAUCCUGGUUCACGCCGAUGAAGCCAGCAACCAAAAUCGAGAUCAUCAACGAGUGCGUCGGGCUCAAGUUCGACUGUACCUCGCAAGACAUCCUGGAUGGCAAGUGCAUCGCGCCGACUGGCGAGGCGCUGCUCGCGCUUUUUGACUGGGGAGACCUCCGGACUGCGAGAUUCACGGGAAUCUGUAUCGCGCUCGCUGUUGUUUGGCGCAUUGCGGCGUACUUCAGCAUUGGCGUCAGGGUGUGGAGCUACAGGUAG
Messenger RNA from Trichosporon asahii var. asahii CBS 2479, 4920 nucleotides. RefSeq lists its product as uncharacterized. Gene Ontology annotation, cellular component: membrane. Gene Ontology annotation, molecular function: ATP binding; ABC-type transporter activity; ATP hydrolysis activity. The record is from RefSeq and is a predicted model, not a curated record. The transcript is spliced from 5 exons. Lineage: Eukaryota; Fungi; Basidiomycota; Tremellomycetes; Trichosporonales; Trichosporonaceae. The coding region runs from base 1 to 4920 and encodes 1639 amino acids.